AUGCAACUGCACGCUCUUGCUACUCUGACCCUCGUCGCCACCGUGAUUGAGUCCGUAGCGGCUGGCAAGCUAAUGGACUCGUGCUCCACCUUCGUCUUUCAGGGGACCACACUGACGGGCAUUUGCAAGAAUACCGCCGGUACCUUUGUCUCCUCCCCUAUCAACUUGAACAAAUGCCUUGGCAACCAAAAUGGGAACCUCGUUGCAAGCAAGAAUGGAAAUGCCCUGGAUACCUGCAGCGCCUGCAGCGUCACUAAUAACAGCGACGCUUUCAAGUGUAAUAACUGCCGGGACUCUUCUGGCAACUCCCAUGCCUCGAGCAUAGACCUGAGCCUUGCAGUGAGCAACAACAAUGGCGUCUUGACCUGCUUUGGCCAGACUGGUCCGUAG
Molecule: messenger RNA, 390 nt
Organism: Diaporthe amygdali
Lineage: Eukaryota; Fungi; Ascomycota; Sordariomycetes; Diaporthales; Diaporthaceae
Exons: 3
Coding region: 1-390 (129 amino acids)
Source: RefSeq, a predicted model, not a curated record